AUGCCGCUAAUUGAGUUCAUCAGCUACUGUUUCUACGUCAUUAAUACUGCAUUUGGUGGCCGUGUCGCUGUGGGUCGUAUUAUGGUGGUGUUGCCUAUCUCAUCCAUCAGAGUCACUUCCACCCUCCCAAAGGGCUUCCGAGAAGGGUGUUGUCCAGGAGCAAUCAGAGCUGUUGUCUGGGCUGAAUUACGACGCAUCCAAGAUGGUUCUUGUGAAUAG
This is a messenger RNA of Bipolaris sorokiniana ND90Pr, 219 nucleotides long. RefSeq lists its product as uncharacterized. The record is from RefSeq and is a predicted model, not a curated record. Bases 1 to 219 code for a protein of 72 amino acids. The transcript has a single exon. NCBI's taxonomy places the organism in Eukaryota, Fungi, Ascomycota, Dothideomycetes, Pleosporales, Pleosporaceae.